GCGUCACGACACGCGCAAGCCCGAAAGCAACUUUGUGAUCGAUAAUGGAGUUGGGGAGACCACAUCGUGCUCAUUCUAUCACAUCGUAGUUUUCAAGUUAUAUAAAUAUUCCAGUGAUUUUUUCAUCAUUUAAUUUAUUUUAUUCAUUUUCGUCGUGUGCACAAUAAGAUUUAACUGAACGAACUUGUAGAGGGAUGAAGCAAUGCUUGUUAUCUAUUUUAUUUGUUCUUGUUGUUCUUUCUACUCCAGGACAAACUAAUGUCGUCUCUUAUGCCACUGUCAAAACAUGGGCACACAAACUUGGCUUCGAGCUAUCACAGCUGGGAAAAUACGUGACGAAUGUGGAAAAAUUCGAAGACAGUUACAAACAGGCCGAAGUAAAACCACGCGAUGGAAGUGCUCUCGUUCACGAGAUUGCCAAAGAUAUCAAAGCCAUGAUGGAAUCUAAGAUAUCAGCCAUCAAAAGGAUAAUGGAUAUCGCAGAAACUUCAGCGUUAUCAGCAAAAGACACAGUACCUGGACCAGACUUUUUGUAUAUUAAUGCAAAAAACAAUACAAUUGAUUUACAAUUCAGUAGACAUUUUGGGGGCGAAGUGAAUCUCAAUAAAUCUGCUGUUCAUGUACCAACAACAGUUUAUGACCGUGCGCCGGAUGUGAUAAAAGCAAUUAAAUGGUCAGAAGAAUUAGAUCAAACGUUUAUCAACAAUUAUGAACAUGAUCCUACGUUAUCAUGGCAAUAUUUCGGCAGUGCAACAGGAUUUAUGAGACAGUAUCCAGCAACAACGUGGAAUCCAAAGCCAGUUGAUUUAUUUGACUGUCGAACUCGUGGUUGGUACAUUGAAGCUGCUACAAGUCCCAAGGACGUUCUUAUUUUGAUGGAUAUAUCAGGCAGCAUGACUGGAAUGCGUAAAGAAAUCGCUAGACAUGUUGCUAAUAAUAUUUUGGAUACACUUGGGAAUAAUGAUUUCGUCAAUAUUAUAAUGUUUGCAAAUGAAACUCAUGAAGUAGUUCCUUGCUUCAAUGAUACCCUUGUUCAAGCGAAUCUUGCUAAUGUCAGAGAAUUGAAAGAGGCUAUAGCAGAGAUAAGCACUGACAGAAUAGCUAAUUUUUCUUUGGUUCUAACUCAAGCAUUCAGACUUCUUGAACGUUUUCGUGUGAAUAGAGAAGGUGCAGCAUGCAAUCAGGCAAUAAUGCUUAUCACCGAUGGAGUUCCGUAUAAUUACAAAGAAAUAUUUCAACAGUGGAAUUGGAACAAUACUGAUGAGCCAGACAAGACUGAUAUGCCUGUGAGAGUGUUUACUUAUCUGAUUGGUCGUGAAGUAACUGAUGUAAGAGAAGUUAAGUGGAUGGCAUGUGCUAAUCGAGGAUAUUAUGUACAUUUAUCGACUUUUGCUGAAGUUAGAGAACAGGUUCUCAAUUAUGUACCUGUGAUGGCAAGACCUUUAGUCUUAGGGAGAACAGAUCAUCCCACAAUCUGGACACCAGUUUAUGCUGAUGUAACAGAUCCCAAAAUGACGGACUGGUUAUGGGAACAGAGAGAAUGUGAAGAGCAAAAGGAAAGAUUUCUUGCUUAUCGUAGGGACAAGAAUCUGUUUAAUUCAAAAGAUCAACGAGAUAGACGAUUUGUUCAUAAACCUAAGAAGCAUCAUGAUCAUCAUGAUGAUCUUCAAGAAUAUCAGUUAAUGACUUCUGUCAGUAUGCCUGUUUACGACAGGAGGGACAACGCGAACAUCACCGAGCAAGUGCUGAUAAAGGAGGCCUACUGGGUGACUCAAACAAGAGAGACAAGAAUAGCUGAUCUACUUGGUGUUGCUGGGACAGAUGUACCAGUACAAGAGAUACAGAAACUUAUGCUACCACACAUGCUGGGCGUUAAUGGAUAUGCUUUUAUUGUAACUAAUAACGGCUAUAUCCUUACCCAUCCUGACUUAAGACCAGUGUUUCAAGGUAUUUUAAAACCAUCAUACAAUGCUGUAGACAUGGCAGAAGUAGAGUUAAUGGACCUUGGAAGAGGUCCUAGAGAUUUCGAUGAAGGGAUAUUAACGUUCAGGGAUGAAGUAAUUAAUCAAGUUAAUGGAAGUGUAAUACUCCACACGAAAUAUCAUUAUGAUGAUAUGAAACGAGUGGGAAGAGUAAAAAGAAAAUAUGAUUACACUGGCAUAGAAAACACGCCCUUUACGGUGGUAGUUUCGUUGCCUGAGCAUGGUCACGGUAGUUACCGAGUCCAUGCCACUGAAGAAAUACAUCGAUCGCAUGUUAAUGGUAAAAAUGCGACAGACUACUUUGCAGAUAGCAAUUGGCGGGUACAUCCUGAUUGGACUUAUUGCAAAUAUCAUUACGAAGAUGAGCAUAAAUUUAAUUCCUCGGAAAAACAACUUUUGCAUUUUUUGCAACGAACCCGUCAACCUGGCUGGUUUUGGAGCGAUAAAAAGCUACCAUCUCAGCCUCCAGAGUAUUCUGUCUCUAAUUCUGCCAGCGGAGGAUCUCAUUCAAACUCCAAUACUUUGGAUAAAGAUUCAUUUUAUUGUGACAGAUUACUAUUUCAAAGUCUCGUUUAUGAUGCAAAGGUAACCGAAUGGUUUGCAAACAUCAAUACGACCCGCGAAGAAAAAGGACUUUUAGCUAGGCUGAUGAACCUCCUGCCCAGGAAAGAUUUUCAACAACGUUUUGGAGUUACUCUUGCAUUUAUGGCAACUCACAGUGGAUUAACAAGGUGGCAAGACUUUCCUAUUGAUGAUUCUCAAGAACCUAUAUCUCCAGAAGAUCAUUUUAGUAAAUUAUAUCCACGGGCUAUCGAUGAAAUUUGGUAUAAACGUGCAGUAGAACAAUAUUAUGUUCAACCAGAAAGCUUUGUAUUCUCAGUACCUAUUGAUGAUGAAGGAGCUGAUAAUGCUACUUUAGUUACUGCUAGUCGUGCUAUUUUUAUAGGUAAUGGAAAAGCUAAAGCACCAGCAGUAGUCGUUGGUUUUCAAUUUCAGCAUACAGCACUUCAAGGACUCUUUCAAAAUAUCACGUAUAGUUGUGAUAAAAAUAUCAACUGUUCGAGAGAUUGUAGUGAUGAAUCUUUAGCUUGUUAUUUGAUUGACAACAAUGGAUAUAUUAUUGCUGCCGAAAGUGAAAUGGAUGCUGGGAGAUUCUUCGGUGAAGUCAGAGGCCCUGUGAUGAGUAGUUUAGUUGAAGAUGGGAUUUAUGAUAAAAUAAGGAUAUUUGACUAUCAAGCGGUAUGCUUUAAAAACGCCCAUAGCACAAAUGAUGGCAGUAUACUUUUUACACCAUGGAAAAGUAUACAAAGUGCUGCUGCCUGGAUUUUUACUAAUUUAAUGUGGACGUGGGCUAAGUUUGGACUUUGGCAGACUGAUUACGCACAAGGAUACGACUACUUCCCAAAUGAAGAGGACGAAGGUCUUAGUGAUUAUCCUGAUGAACGAUCAUUAGAUGAGAAGGGAGAAAGGCUUUUUGAUGAUCGAGUACUAAUCAACAAGACAAGACCACAAUCUUGUGACCAAGAAGUAUACCUUUAUUUAUUGCAAAACGGUCCGUCAAAACUAUAUGAUCGAGAUUUCAAUUCAAGUAAAGGAUGUAAUCGAUCGUAUGUCGUCCAACCAGUUGAUUUCAGCAAUAUGUUAUUGAUCGUGGUCGAUAUAAAUUGUCCUAACACAGCAGAACCUCCUUUGAGGGUCGAACCUGUGGAAGUAGUUAAUCCGAAUGCUUCUCUGGCUUGUCAGAAAGUCUAUAGCAAUCUCAGACGACGAAAGCCUCAAUCUUGUAUUCGAUCACAUCCUAGGGAAAGUGAAAUAAAAGAUCGAUGCGGUAUGGCAUCGAGUAUAGGACCUAAUUCUGGUCUUCUUUUGCUACUUACUCUAUUAAUAUGUACUAUUCCAAGGCUAUUACGUAACUGAAUGGAAUAACGAAAAUAAAGUGUUUUCUCUACGACGAUGGUUCAGAGCCGAUGUCAAAUUAACAAUUUUUUAUAUCGUCAGAAUAAUUCUAACAUUAUUGCGUCGAUCGCAGAACGAAUAUUAGUCGCAAAAGUUAGCUCUAAAGCUUUAAAAAAAAAUAUCAUGAUUAAAAACAUAAUUUAUGAUGUACAGUAAAAUGUAUAAGAAUUCUCUAGUAUAAAAUUUAUAUCUUGUUGCACGUACCAUGUAAAAAUCUUGUGAGUACUGAUUUAAUUGUUAAUUUUCGUACGAGAGUAUAUAUUAAAGUAAAUAAUAAAUUAACAAAUUUUAAGUCUGUCGGAUGUUAACCUGAUGUUUUUGUUAAACAAAAUACUAUCAUAAUAUUUAAAAAAAAAAUUAAUAAAUAAAUGAAUUUUUUAUCAUAUAGAAAUUAAAUGGACCAUUUAUGGAUAUUCAAUGGAUCAGUGUACAGAAUGAUUAACAAAAAGUGAACACAAAUGAAAAAAUAAUCAGCAAAUCUUAUCAUAUGCUUAUUAUCAAAUAUUUCGACACACGAUUUAAUCCAAACAAAUUCUUAAUAUUAUAUUAGAUAGGAUUUUAUAACUUUAUGAAAAAGACGAAAAACAAAAUAUACUUAUUAUAUUCCUACGUUAAUAAUCUCGCUUUGUACAUUAUUCAACUUGAGAUACUAAAUUUAAUAUUUAUAGAAAGUAAAUAAUGUUAAUUUUGUAAAUGAAUGUAUCAUAUUUAAGACAGUAUGUAAGAUGUGUGCCUUCCAUUUAAAUUAUACGGCACGCAAUUAAACGAAAUCUUGUUGUAUGUUUUUCAAAUAAAUUAUUUA
This is a messenger RNA of Chelonus insularis, 4740 nucleotides long. RefSeq names its product straightjacket (gene stj). Gene Ontology annotation, molecular function: voltage-gated calcium channel activity. The coding region runs from base 195 to 3899 and encodes 1234 amino acids. Lineage: Eukaryota; Metazoa; Arthropoda; Insecta; Hymenoptera; Braconidae. The record is from RefSeq and is a predicted model, not a curated record. The transcript is spliced from 18 exons. Gene Ontology annotation, cellular component: voltage-gated calcium channel complex.